Molecule: messenger RNA, 4308 nt
Organism: Ctenopharyngodon idella (grass carp)
Lineage: Eukaryota; Metazoa; Chordata; Actinopteri; Cypriniformes; Xenocyprididae
Exons: 4
Coding region: 2336-3916 (526 amino acids)
Source: RefSeq, a predicted model, not a curated record
UUCACAUCUAAACCAACUUUCCAGCUGACCGAGAGUGCUGAUGAUGAAUCAUUGACCAGUGCUUCACUUGAUUCAAAGAUCUGACUGGAGACUUUCAUUGAACACAUUGGCAAAGCCCUCCAGUCUACAACUGCUGCUGAUCCUUUUCGCUCCAUGGUCACAACAUCAAAUCCCUCUCCAGCAAGAUUGUACCCUGGAACAAAGGGAGCAUCCUCACACUCUUUUGAUGCACCUGUGUCGUCCUCUCCAGAAAUGGUUAUGAGAAGCAAUGCCCAGAAAACAACAAGGUGGAGUGUGCCUUUCCUCUGAUACCUGGCAAUAGAAUGAGCUGGGGGUGUGGUUGCUAUUCCCUCCUUAGAUCCCUGACAGCCCUGCUGAAAAAUCCAGCAUUGCUGAUCACCAGCAUAAGAAGAACCAACAAGAUCAUCUCUGACUCCCGGCACCUUCAUCUCCUGCAGCCAUUUCACUGCCCCCUCCGGACAGGGUUCAUUGAGGUCAUGAGAGAUCCUCCGGCGCAGACCUAAUGUUGAUGCCCGAGUCCGCCACAGAGCCUGAGUCCGCCACAGAGCCAGAGCCCAACUGCCAAUGCCUGCCACGAAUCACAUGUUAGAGCCCCACUCCAACCAUGAAGCCACAGCCAGUCAAUGCUUUCAUCCCGGAGUUAGAGUCGGAAGCCAUCUCCAUCCCGAGGCUGGAGCCCACAACCAGAUCCAUCUCAGAGUCUGCGCCGUGGGGUCAUUUCACUCCUGAGCAAGUUGAAGAGCAGUGGCUUAUUAAUUAGCCAGCUCCCACCAUUGUCUCCACCCCUGAACUCACUCCAAGUAACACAUUAGAUGAUCUGAAUUAGUACUUUGCAGCUCCUCAGAUCCCCCCUUACCUCUGACUCCCUCCAGCUCUCCAGAUUUGCCUCGGGCCUUAGGCUUUGUGAGGCGGAUCCCCUGGCUAUACCUCAGGCCUCCAGGCCUGUCUCCACCUUGACCAGUCAUCCCUUAGGCUCGGCCUUGGCUCUGCACUCCCUCGUCCCUGCCGUGGUCCACCAUAAUUCGGCUUCAUCAGGUUCCCUCAUCCUUCCAGCUACACCUUGGUCACUAGUCGUCCUGGUUUCACUGUGUACUUCUGGUCCACUUAUAUUGCAUUCAAGAAAUACAAUUGAUCACUUAAUGCAUUCUGGGAAUUAAACCCAUGAAUUUUUUGUUACUGCUACCACUUUCGACAGGAACACAACAGGAAGUCGCCCUCAUGUUUUCUCACAUGACUUUAUACCAAAGUAGAUAUUUUGUAGAAUGUCUUAGUAUUUUAUUUAUUUAUUUAUUUGUACAUACAAUACACUCAGGUGAUAUCCAUUAUUAUUCAACAGCAAACGAUGGUCUGUAUAAUCAGGAUGCAGAGCUUUCCCCAUUUUGGAAAAUGAAAGGUUAUGAAUAAAUGCAUGUAUUGCACUGGAAACGCAAUAAUUUAUAUUUUGAUAUAUUUGACCAAAAUCAAUGAUUAUUGUUCAAUCAGAAUAGUGGUUUUGGAACAAUGUACUACUGUAUAAUGUAGGGUAAGUGUUUAUUCAAAUAGGCUAUGAUCAGAUAAACUUUCACAGACAAAAAGCUAAUUCUGUGGGGUUGUUUUGACAGAAUAUGUGGUAAAGAAAAAAAAAGUGUUGUGUUUACUCCUAAUGUGAAAAUUUGCUGUGGUGUAUUUGUUCAGCACAGUACUGAAUUAAGAAAUCAUUGGUCUGUUCGCUUCUGGAAACUGGCAAUAAUUACUUGGGCCCCCUAUAUUUGUCACGAUCACUGUCUGUUCCUGUCAGUUCCUGGACUCCAUUUCCCAUAAUCCUCCUUGCCAAUCACAUGCACACUCCACACCAAUCACCAGUUGCCACAUACAGCUUAGCACACUACCUGGACUAUAAAGGACUUACACACACACCACCUCAUUGCGAAGUCUUGAUUUGCUGUUGUGAUCAUUGUGAUCGCUUGCAAAUGGAUCCCCGCUCUGCCGACCCUCCAUUACAGAAGACUUCGCCAACACAAGAUCCAGCAGCUACCGUGAGUGUUCCUGUCUCAGCUAACAUGAGUCCAUCCGUCCAGUUAAUGUGUCUCCGUCAAGGAGACAGAACGGUAGAGGACUAUGUCAAGGACUUUAUUGAACUGGCACACUUAACCACCUUUGACACUGUAUGCCUCAUGAUAUUCUUUCGCGGGGGACUGUCUGAUCCGCUCCGUUCCAUCAUGCCAUUGCAUGACCCUGAUGGGACGCUAGAACAAUAUAUAGAUCUGGCAUUACAGAUGAGUGGCUCUAGCUUUCCCCUCAUGUAAUAGCUGCCUCUACGGAGAGCAUUCAUAAAAUGGCGGCCACAACAUCAUCACAUCAUGUCUCCGCUGAUCUUCCGGAGCCAAGUCAAAUCUCCGUUGACCGUCUAGAAUCACGUCACGUCUCUGGAUCUGUCCGGAAGCGGAGAGGGUUGCGUUCCAGUUUGGCUGAUCCACCGCUGACUUCAGCACGAGCGGCUGGCAUUCCUAAACCUCCGCCGGCCGCCUCGCACUCAAGCCCGCCGGUUGCAACGCACUCAAAGCCGCCGGUUGCUACGCACGCAGGCUCGCCGGUUGCUACGCACUCAGGCUCGCCGGUUGCUACGCACUCAAGCUCGCCGGUUGCGACGCUUUCAAGCUCGCCGGUUGCUACGCACUCAAGCUCGCCGGUUGCGACGCCCUCAAGCUCGCCGGUUGCGACGCCCUCAAGCUCGCCGGUUGCGACGCACUCAAGCUCGCCGGUUGCGACGCACUCAAGCUCGCCGGUUGCUACGCAUUCAAACUCUCGGGAUGCUAUGGACAAGAUGGCCGCUUUGCCAGUGCCCACGGGCAAGAUGGCCGCCCCGCCAGUGUCUGGGAACAUAGGGGUCGUCCCAGCCAGUGAGUCCGCUCCACCCCGUGAGCCCGCUGCAGCGCCCACCGAGGAGGUAGGCACAGAGCCACCGCCUCAACUAUGCAAACGGAGGAGGAGGAGGAAGAAGGCUUCCUCCAGCCCUCAAGGCCCGGAGGCCUUCCCAGAGCCCGCUGCAGGCCCGGAGGCCGUCCCAGAGCAGCCCGCUGCCGUCCCAGAGCAGCCCGCUGCCGUCCCAGAGCAAUCCGCUCUUCCUGAUACGGCCAUGGAGGCCGGCGCCGAGCUCCUCGCCCUGCCGGCGCCACCCGAGCUCCUUACCCACGAAACCGCCACGGCCUCCGUUGAAUUCCCCAAGAACUUUUUUGGGGGGGGCCAUAUACCUGAGGGUGGGGAGCUUGUGGGUGGGGACCCUGCACGGCCGCGAUCAUCAGCGGCCUCCGAAUUGCUUGAGCUUGCGGGUGGGGACCUUACACGCCCACGGCCUUCAACCGCCUGUGAACUGCUGUGGCCAGCUACGGACCCUGACCUGCCGUGGUCGCCCAAGCCACCUGACCUGCCGUGGUCGCCCAAGCCACCUGACCUGCCGUGGUUGCCCAAGCCACCUGACCCGCCGUGGGCGCCCAAGCUACCUGACCCGCCGUGGCCUCCCGACACUCCUGACCCGCCGUGGCUGCCCGUGGCACCUGACCCGCCGUGGCUGCCCGUGGCACCUGACCCGCCGUGGCUGCCCGAGUUCCUGGACCUGCAUUGGAGACCCCGUUCCCGUCUGCCAACAGGUCUCCAAUGUACCCACCCCCCCUCCCUAUCUGUGCCAUUUACGCCGCGAGGACGCGCCUUCUGGAAUUGGGGCGUUAUGUCACGAUCACUGUCUGUUCCUGUCAGUUCCUGGACUCCAUUUCCCAUAAUCCUCCUUGCCAAUCACAUGCACACUCCACACCAAUCACCAGUUGCCACAUACAGCUUAGCACACUACCUGGACUAUAAAGGACUUACACACACACCACCUCAUUGCGAAGUCUUGAUUUGCUGUUGUGAUCAUUACUGAGCGUUUUCUUGUGGACUGUUUCCUGGUUUCCGGUUGGAUUGUUAUUCUUUGUGAUUCUCUGCUGCCUGCCCUGAUCUUUGCCUGUUUCCUGGACUGUGAUUGUUUGCUGCCUGCCCUGAUCCUUGCCUGUACCCUGAUUCUGUUUGUCUGCCGCCUGCCUCGACCAUUGCCUGUCCCUGUUUAUGUUCCUGCCUUUGCCCCUGUCUACCUGUGUAAAUACUGUUCUUAAUAAAGCUUGCAAAUGGAUCCCCGCUCUGCCGACCCUCCAUUACAAUAUUUGACCAAAAUCAAUGAUUAUUGUUCAAUCAGAAGAGUGGUUGUUGCAAUGUACUACUGUAUUUCUAAUGUAGGGUGUUUACCUUAAAAAACACAUUAAUUUAAAAAUUAAAGAC